This is a messenger RNA of Racocetra fulgida, 233 nucleotides long. The record is from the annotation of a GenBank genome assembly. NCBI's taxonomy places the organism in Eukaryota, Fungi, Glomeromycota, Glomeromycetes, Diversisporales, Gigasporaceae.
UAAAUAAUGAUUCUGUAAAUGAUGAUUUUGUAAGUGAUGAUUCUGUAAACAAUCAUUCUGUAAACGAUGAUUCUUUAAGCAAUCAUUCUGUGAAUAAUAAUUCUGUGAAUGGUGAUUCUGUGAAUAAUGAUUCUGUGAAUGCUGAUUUUGUGAAUAACAAUUCUGUAGUUGUUAGUUAUGAAAAUGAAGAUACAAUGUCUGAAGAACAGUUAUAUAUAGAAAAGAUUUAUUGA